Molecule: messenger RNA, 1366 nt
Organism: Lingula anatina
Lineage: Eukaryota; Metazoa; Brachiopoda; Lingulata; Lingulida; Lingulidae
Biological process (GO): regulation of telomere maintenance via telomerase; telomere capping
Cellular component (GO): nuclear telomere cap complex; chromosome, telomeric region
Molecular function (GO): G-rich strand telomeric DNA binding; telomerase inhibitor activity
Source: RefSeq, a predicted model, not a curated record
CAGUACAUCCAAAGGAGUUUCAAAAAGCCCAAGAAAAAGUAGAGACACAGCAGACCAGAGGUCAAGCAGGGCAGAACAUAGUAUUGGACAUUCUACGGAACCAAGAGUAGAAAAUGUAGUCAUAAUUGAUGAGAGCGAGUCUCUUGAUUUGAACAGCAGUCCUAGUGGCAAAGACACAGUGGGAGGUGUCCAGGCUGGUGGUGCCCCCUAUAGUCCAAGAAAAACACCAAACCAGGCUAGGAAAGUGGACAGAUGCCUUUUGAAAACUGCAUCAGUUAUCAACGGGCACCAUCACUUAGAAAUCUCCACAAUACAAGAAGUCUUACAUCACAGCGUUCCCCACACGUUCCGAGUUCUUGCCCAGGUCCUGGACUACCAACCCAAGCAGCCUCCAUACAUACGACUGACGUGCCCUAUGUGCCAUUACUUGGCAGUUCCAGACUCCAAAUGGCUUACGGAGCACGUUCCCAGCAGAGUACAGGAUAAAGUUCCUUACUAUUCCUGUCCUCAGUGUGACCAAAGGUCAAUCUCAGCAGCAACCAGUUCCGAGUGGUCAGUAACCAGGGUGACCAGUGCCGGGACUGAAGUGACCAGCACAGAUGGUCAGGUAGUGGUCAAUGGGCAGGAGCUUGAAUAUGUGUACAUGAUGGAGUUUUUACUGGAGGAUGGGACUGGCUGGCUGGUGGCCAGAAUCUGGAAGCAGCAUGCAGUCACUUUCCUGAAUGACAUUUCUCCUGAAACACUCAUCUGGCAGGAGGAUGGAGUGAGGUUUGUGGAAGGACAGUUAAAGGAAUUGUCCCCAAGGCCAGGAAGAAGUGAGCAAAAACCAUGGCUGGAAUGUUGUCUGCUGUCAUACAAUGGUCUAAACGGAGAACGGCUUUAUCACAUAUUUGAUACUACUUUGGCAUUGGACUGUUUGUAAUUUUUUAGCAUUAUUUGUGUAGCCUGAGAUGGAAGACGGGACUCUGACUGGCGCAUUGUCAGCUAUGAGCUGUUCAGAAUCACCUUGGUUUUUAUAUCUUCAGUAUCAUUUACUGUUUGUUGAACAUAUAUCUAGUUUUAUUACAGUAAUCCCCUCUCUGUGCAGCUUAUAUUAACAAAUGUGUUUGAUGUUUAGAAUACAGCAGAUUAACUCCAACAUGCAGGUUUAUGAGCUGAUCAGAAUGUUAUUAAUAUAAGUUGUUUAUACAAGACUGAAGACAGCAUCACAUUUUAUAUUCACAUGUAACAAAAUGCAUGCCAAAGUUACGAGAAGUUUACAGAUAGAAAGACCACAUUUAUACAACAAUAGGCAAAAAGUAUUGUUUAUUUUUAUGAGUUAACCCAUGUGUUAAGUUAUAAAUAAAAAUGAACCGUAAAUAAAAAA